Messenger RNA from Gamsiella multidivaricata, 1248 nucleotides. Its product is annotated as isocitrate dehydrogenase [NADP] cytoplasmic-like protein. The coding region runs from base 1 to 1248 and encodes 415 amino acids. NCBI's taxonomy places the organism in Eukaryota, Fungi, Mortierellomycota, Mortierellomycetes, Mortierellales, Mortierellaceae. The record is from RefSeq and is a predicted model, not a curated record. Gene Ontology annotation, biological process: isocitrate metabolic process. Gene Ontology annotation, cellular component: mitochondrion; peroxisome; cytosol. The transcript has 7 exons. Gene Ontology annotation, molecular function: NAD binding; isocitrate dehydrogenase (NADP+) activity; magnesium ion binding.
AUGACCGCUCAUAACAGGAUCCACGGCGGUACUGUCGUCGAAAUGCAGGGCGACGAAAUGACUCGCAUCAUUUGGGAUGUCAUCAGAGACAAGCUCAUCCUCCCCUACGUCAACCUUGACAUCAAGUUCUUUGACCUCGGAAUCGAGCACCGUGACAAGACCGAUGACCAAGUCACGAUCGAUGCCGCCGAGGCGAUCAAGAGGUACAAAGUCGGCAUCAAGUGCGCUACCAUUACCCCGGAUGAGGCCCGUGUCGAGGAGUUCAAGCUGAAGCAGAUGUGGAAGUCGCCCAACGGCACGAUCCGCAACAUCCUCGGCGGUACUGUGUUCCGUGAACCUAUUCUUUGCAAAAACAUUCCCAGACUGGUUCCUGGCUGGACUCAGCCCAUCAUCUUGGGACGCCACGCCUUCGGCGAUCAGUACAAGGCUACGGACUUGGUCGUCAAUGGCCCCGGCCGCUUGGAACUCGUGUUCACGCCAAAAGAUGGUUCGGAGAAGAAGAGCUAUGUUGUAUACGACUUUGAGGGCCCUGGUGUGGCCAUGGGCAUGUACAACCACGACGAGUCGAUCAAAGGAUUCGCGCACUCCUGCUUCAAGGUCGCCCUGGACAAGAACUACCCUCUGUACAUGUCAACAAAGAACACCAUCCUCAAAAAGUACGAUGGCCGAUUCAAGGACAUCUUCCAAGAAAUCUAUGAACGGGACUACAAGGCACAAUUCGAGGCCAAAAAGAUCUGGUACGAGCACCGCCUGAUUGACGAUAUGGUCGCACAGAUGCUCAAGUCUUCUGGAGGCUUCGUUUGGGCCUGCAAGAACUAUGAUGGUGAUGUGCAGUCAGAUAUCGUAGCCCAGGGAUACGGGUCCCUCGGCUUGAUGACCUCGGUUCUUUUAACGCCCGACGGUCAGUGCUGCGAGGCCGAGGCUGCCCACGGAACGGUGACACGCCACUAUCGCGAGCACCAACGCGGCCGUGAGACGUCGACCAACCCAAUUGCGUCCAUCUUUGCCUGGACCCGGGGUCUCGAGUUCCGUGCCAAGCUGGAUAACAACGCGGCACUGCGGGACUUUGCUCAGCAGCUUGAGUGCGUCUGUAUCGAUACCAUUGAAGCCGGAGAGAUGACCAAGGAUCUGGCGCUGAUUAUCCAUGGCAAGGACCUGAAGCGUGGACACUAUCUCAACACGUUCGAGUUCUUGGAUCGUCUCGCAGAGAACCUGCAAAAGAAGCGCGGCCUCAAGCCCUCCCUGUAG